Pseudonaja textilis is the source of this 1818-nucleotide messenger RNA. NCBI's taxonomy places the organism in Eukaryota, Metazoa, Chordata, Lepidosauria, Squamata, Elapidae. The record is from RefSeq and is a predicted model, not a curated record.
CGAGGUCUCGAAAGCUCCUUUCGCCCGAGCCCCGAGCGCAGCACUUUCCCCGCUCUCUCGCUUCCAACCGCAUUGCGUGGAUCGGCAACUCCGGACCGCUUUCUUUGGGUGCUCAACGGCCGUUUCCCGCUUUCGCCUUUCCUCCACCCGGGAGCGCACAGAGACGGCAACCUCCGCCCGGUCGCCGCCGCCGCCGCCGAGGACCGGGUCCCUUCUUGACAUGGCCAUGGGAGCCAAACUUCUUCUGGCGCUUUGCACCGUCGCUUCCCUGCUGCAUGGAGCCACCACGGCAAGACUUCCUCAAAUGCAGGAUCCAAAGGUCACUGCCCCCAUGAUUCCAGAUGAUGACACCGACCAGUUCUAUACUUACGAGAACCACGAGUGCAAGAAAUGUCCACCAGGAACUUUCGUCCUUAAGCCUUGUACUGUCCCCAGAACGGAAGGGACUUGUCAACCCUGUGAGAACAACACAUUUUACAAGCUGGCAAAUUCCUUUGGCUCCUGCUUUGGUUGCAGAGUCUGCAGGAUUUUAGAUGAGGUAGAAAUAAAAAAGUGUACUGCAACCACCAAUACCAAGUGUGCUUGCAUGAAUGGUACCUUCUGCCUACCUGACCAGCCAUGUGAAACUUGCAUUAAAUGUAUGACAAGCUGUGGUCCUGGAGAAAGAAAGGUAAAGGAUUGCAUGCCUACAAGUGACAUCCAAUGUCUUCCUGAUGCUACCUCAUCAUCUCCAACAAGUUCCCCUGGAGCAGGAGAUCAUGGAUUGGCCUGGCUUUCUGUGAUUGCUGUGGUUGUUGUGCUUGCUGUGGUGUUGGUUCUGGGCGUGAUAUUCUGUAGGAAAAGAACCACAACCUUUAGAAAUGCUUGCGCAGGUUUCUGGAGCCUCAAGAAGAGGUCCAGUCCAGAGCCAAGCGAAGAACGCGACAACAUGUUGAACAUGCAGAGGAACCAGAGAUCCGAAAUACUCCCGCCAAGGGGUAGCACUGCCAACGGACAAGCACUGGAAAGAAUGACGCCAUUAACAGUUUCCUCUCCAUCGGAGGUAGGUCGAGGACAUGCAGCAAUGAAGAAAUUAGUUCCUGUAAAUGGCAGGAACCCAACAGAAACUCUGAGUCGAUCUUUUGACACCUUCAUCAACAAGGUGCCCCCCAAGGACUGGAAGAGGUUCAUGAGGCUCCUCAAGUUGACCGACAAUGAAAUUGACUCAGCAGAAAAAUCUUCACAAUAUGGGAAUGAGCAGCAUUAUCAAAUGCUAAGGACCUGGCUGGACAAGAACGGCCAGGCAGCCACCUUGAGUGUCCUUCUGGACGUGCUCAGUAGCAUGGACUUAAAGGGUAUUGCGGAAGAAGUCACAUCGGCUCUCAUCGCUCAACAUUUCUAUGUGUACGAAGAGUAGGUUCUUGGUUCCUUCUUGACCAUCUGGAAAAAUGAGAAGGAGUGGCUAGCUUCUUCUCACCAAGACAUACAUUGUUUACAUUUUAAACCAAGCCAGCGCUGCCUUUCCCCAAGAAGGUGUGUUUUUUUUAAUUUAAAUAUUGGUAGCUAGGACUGUGCUGGACCUUAGACUCCAAGUCAAAAUAUGCUUUCAGAGUAGAUGUGGAUUAUGGCAGCCACAAUCGUUUCCCUGUCCUUACAGAAAUUGUGUCCUUUGACAAACUUUGCCAGGUCACCAUUUAAUCUCAGGAAAAUACACCCCUGGAGUUAAGGAGGUGCCAAGCCGUGGCUUAGAUUUUGGGCUUUGGGCUCACUUGACGCUUCCUUUCUUUAUUCAACCUGGGUUUUCUAAGGAUGCAUAACUGCUCUUUAAGCCCCACCCAC